Micromonas pusilla CCMP1545 is the source of this 3453-nucleotide messenger RNA. RefSeq lists its product as uncharacterized. The record is from RefSeq and is a predicted model, not a curated record. Bases 1 to 3453 code for a protein of 1150 amino acids. Lineage: Eukaryota; Viridiplantae; Chlorophyta; Mamiellophyceae; Mamiellales; Mamiellaceae. The transcript is spliced from 2 exons.
AUGUCGACAAUCGAGGAAAAUAGUAAGGCGACGACGACGAGCGAGGUCGAGUUACCGGACUUCAGCGGCACGUGGGAGACGAAGUCCGUGGACAACGCGAAGGCGUUCCACGAAGCCUACGGCAGCGCGUUCCCCUCGAACGCCGCGUUCGCGGUCAAAGAGAAGGAGCUCCACGUCUUGAAGCACGAUCUGAAGCGCGGGAUCCUGGAAGACGUCGCCGUCCUCGGCGCGACCGCGCUGAGCAACACGACGAUGAUCGGAAGACCCACGGAGGUCGUCGCCCCCGACGGCGCGUGCUCGACCGUCACCGCGCGCUGGGACGGCGACGUCUGGGUCGAGGUCGACGACUGCCUCACGCUCGAGACGAGACGGUGGCUGCGAGGGAACGGCGAUCUGGUCGUCGUUCGAACCGCGACGAGAGAGGACGGGAAACUCGCGUCGUCGACGAUGGUCAUGCGCGCGCCGACGCGCGCGCCGCCGGUGUUGAAGACGCGCACGCCGCCGCCGUCGGACGGGAUGCAAGAGGCCGCGGAGGCGAUCGCGGCGGCGAAAGCGGGCGCGAUGAAGGAGGACAACUCGACGGCGGCGAGCUUGCAAAACGCGUUCGCGCGGCUUUUCGGAAGCGGCGACCGAGUCAACGCGGCGACGACGUCGAACGACGGCGCCGCGGGCGCGUCCGCCGCCGCGGAGUUUUUCAAUCUCGACGCGGCGACGACGCCGCUGGUGAAGACGAUCGCGUGCUCGCUCGAGGGCACGCGGGGUCACCUGUACGUGUUCAAUUACGAGAUCGCGUUCGGCGCGCUCGGCUUGGAGCCCGGUUCCGUGGCCUGGACCACCCCCGGGAAGGCGGUGAACGAACUCGAGUUGACCGGAAACAAGUCGUUGCUCAUCGGGACGACCACCGGGGACGUCGUCACGUUCGAAGGCAUCGACGACGUGAACAAGACGUACGACGCGCUCGUGGACGUGCUCGACUCUGUGCCGCUGUCGCCGGCGGAGGAAGUUCACGGCGGCGACCCGGCCGCGAGGGUGACGUCGCCGAUCCGCGUCGGGUUCGACCCGGAGCAGUACGUCAUCGUGCACGUCGCGCAGGCGGGGUACCUGCCCUCCAGCGCGCUCGGGAGCGUGCCGAUGUGCACCGCGGCGCUCGGACGCUUUGGCGCGUCGACGCCCGCGCAAAAGACGCUGAAGAAGGGCGCCCCGUGCGCGUUCGACAGAGCGAUGGUCUUCCCCGCGACCGAGUGCGACCUCGCGGCGGACAGUCUGUCCCUCUCCGUCGCCGCCGGGGGCGGUUUAGCCGUCUUGGGCGAGGCGAACCUCCCGCUCGCGGCGUUGUACCGUGGCGCGGAUGGAGGAAAAAAGGCGCGAAAGUCGCCGUUCACGAUGGGCCUCGUGCCCCCGGGGAGCGCGACCGGCGUGGACGCGACGUCGCCGCUCGGCGUCGUCGGCGAGCUCACCGUCACCGCGUGGAUAGGAACGUACGCGGACGUCGUUAGCCUAGGUGAGAACGUCCUGAACGCGGAACCCGGGGAUGGUUUCUUCAGCGGAGAAGCGUGGGGCGCGACUGAGCCGACGGUGGUGAGAACGCCGCCGCCGGUGUGUCGCGUGACCGCCGCCGCGCGCGCGGUCCGAGGCGUCGCGCGGACGAACGAUUUUCGAUGCGAGUUUCGUUACGGCGACUUCGUCGGGAGCACGCCCGCGGCGUCGAACACGCCGUCGACGCAGGCGGCGUGGGGGGAGAAGGGCGCGGUGACGUUUGCGGCGUCCGAACCUCGCAGCGGCGUCUUAACCGUCGACGUCGUCUCCGACGACGGUAAGAUCAUCGGGCGCGCGAGCGUGGAGCUCGCCGCGCUGAAGCUGCGGCCGAAGCUGCGCGGGAAGAGCCGGCAGCGAUGGAUGCCGCUGCGGAAACCGCCGAGCUCGGCGGCGCCGAGCUCGCCGACGUCGAUGCUCGAGACGAUUCCGAGGGAGAUGUACAAUUCGUUAUUCGGAAGCGGCGAGGAGACGAGCGAGGACGCGAGCGAGGGAAAACUCGGGGAGAUUCUCCUCGAGGCGUUCGUGGACGAAGCGUGCGGCCCGACGGCGUCUAUCGGGCGCGAUGAACCCCUCGGUACGCUGUCUCUCGAGAUCAUUCGCGCGCGGGGGCUCACCCCGCCCGGGCGCGAGCGCAACGUGGAACCCUCCGCGAUGUUGGAAAUCAACGGCGUGUGGGUCUACCUCCCCGCGGGGAAGGACGUCGCGCCGCCGGCGUGGAGACGAGAGAUCGUCGCCGCGAUCUACGACGCCGGCGCGGUCGCGCGGAUCGGCGUCUUCGACAGCGCGGAGGACGACGAGGCGCUCGGUUUCGUCGACGUCCCGGUCGCGCGCUUGCCGCGCGGAUACCCGAUGCAAUCGACGCUGGCGUUGAAAGGAGGCGUGGCGGCGAACGACAACGCGGAGAUCACGAUUCGGGCGAUGUACACGCCCGCCGCGUCGACCUUGGCGACGCUCGCGAAGUACGUGACUCCCGCGUUCCCGCGGUCGGCGUACGCGCACGCCGGCGUGGGCGGCCGCGGCGACCUUGAAGAGUUGAAAUCCCUCGCGCAUCGAAACGUCGAGGAAGGAUUGCUCUCCGGGGCUUCGCCGCUGCCGUCGAGCAUGGUGUACGCGAUGCUGCCGCCGGAUGAAGACGAAAAGAAGGCGUUGGAUCGUGAGGAGACGCCCGCGAUGGCCGCGGCGGCGUCCAAAGCGCACGUCGUUCGCAUCGCCGCGGCGUUGUCGCCCUUUGAAGCCGAGCUGUCGUUCCUCUCGCGCGCGACGUCGUGGGAAUCCCCGAUCGCCGCAGGUCUCCUGCACGUCAUGAUCCUCGGCGCGAUCUACCACCCGUGGAUGGUGAUCCCGAAGGCGUGCAUAUGGCUCGCGUUCCACGCGAUCUGCUCGCGUCGCCCGACGGCGUGGACGCUGCUCGGACCGGAUAAGUCCACGGACGCGGGAUCCUCGGAUAUCGGCGCCGCGCCUCCCGGGUCCGCGCUCGCGGGCGUGGAGGCCGCGGAGACGCUCGGCGAGGCCGCGCCUCCGGAGCUCAUCGAAGGCGUCGCCGCGUCGAAAAAGAAACUGUCAGGCGGCUCCGAGAUGGACGAGGGCGUCGCCGCCGCCGCGGCCGCGAUGGGUCUGUCCCCGAGACCGGGCGCGUACGAAGCGUGCGUGCAAUUCGCAUACUGGACGCAAGCGACGACGCGGCGGGUCGCGCUCGCUCUGGAAGCCCUGCACGACUUGCUCACGUGGGUGAACCCGGAGCGGAGCAGCGCGUUCAUGGUCGCGUGCUUCGCGACCGCGGGGGUUCUCUUGUUCAUGAACGUGUUACGGCCGUUGCUCGUGAUGAUGACGUUCGUGGCGUUGAGGCAUCCGGCGAUGUGGAAGCCGAAGACGCUGCCGUUUGAACUCGCGCUCGCGGAGGAGAGACGACGUGGGUGA